AUGCAGGGCCUCUCCGGUUGCUGGAUGGACUCUGGGGGCUCAGAGCCGGGGAAGCAGGACCCAGCAGAGGCAGGGGCGGAGCAGGAGCUCAGGUGGAUGGAGCUGGGCUCCGAGGAGGCCCCAGGAGCAGGGACAGAGGGGCCAGUCGCCCCACAUUUCCGGGGGCACCUGCUGCAGGCCGUGUGGAGGGGUCACCUGGGCCUGAUAACACAGCUGCUGCGGCAAGGGGCCAGUGUGGAGGAGAGGACAUGGAGGUGCUGCUUGACCACGGGGCAGACCCAAGCCUCAAGGACAGGCACAGCCGCUCUGCACUCCACAGGGCUGCUGCUGGUGGACACCUGCCUGCUGUCCAGCUCCUGGCAGCCUGGGGAGCUGAGGUGGAUGCUCGAGACUCACUGGGCCUGACACCCCUGCACCACGCUGCUCGGGGAGGCCAUGUGGAAGUUGCCAGCCACCUCCUGGACAGGGGUGCGCAGGUCAACGCUGCAGGCUGGCUCCACAAGACACCACUGCACCUCGCCACGGAGCAGGGCCAUGGCCCCACCACAGAGCUUUUGCUAA
Molecule: messenger RNA, 561 nt
Organism: Pteropus alecto (black flying fox)
Lineage: Eukaryota; Metazoa; Chordata; Mammalia; Chiroptera; Pteropodidae
Gene: ANKRD65
Product: ankyrin repeat domain 65
Exons: 3
Source: RefSeq, a predicted model, not a curated record